AUGCCUAGAGGACGACGUGCGAACAUCGGCCGCCGCACAAGACAUGCAAGUCAGCAACAAGUGUAUUCACAGAACUUAAGCGAAGAAAGACAAAAUAUAAUAAGAGAAAAUGCCCGAUUGAGACAACGCGUGAGUACACGAAGAUCAUUGGCAUCAUACAAUCGCUUGGCAUUCCAAAAUGAUCCCACUGCGAACUACAGUGACGUUGAAAAUUUAAAUAUUGGACCAAUGACGACUGUAUGCCGAUAUUGCAAUGCGUUAAAGUUCAAAAGAGAAACGGCUGGAUUGUGCUGCGCAAGUGGAAAAGUCAAACUGGAUCCAUUACUUACACCACCACAGCCACUGAAACCAUUGUUCGAUGGAAGUGAUCCCGAUUCCAGCCAUUUUCUUCAACACAUCCUUGAAUACAAUAACUGCUUUCGCAUGACUUCCUUUGGAGCUAAUAUCAUUCGAGAAGGCGGCUUCAUGCCGACUUGCAAGAUACAAGGACAAAUAUAUCAUUUGCAUGGUUCAAUGGUGCCAACACCAGAUGAACCGCAUCAAUUUCUGCAAAUAUAUUUCAUUUCGUCGAUGGUGGAUCAGCUGAAUGUGCGGUGUAAUAUUCAGGGAACACAACAGUUAAAGAGACGGAUUAUUGAACAGUUGCAAGCAUUUUUUCACGCUAAUAACGCUGUGGUUAAUAUGUUCAAAACAGCAUUGGAACGAAUGCCAUCGGAUACGCACAAAUUUGUCAUAAGAGCGGAUUGUACCCCAACAGGUGAACAUGUGCGAAGAUUCAAUGCACCCACCGUUAAUGAUGUUGCUGCAAUUAUUGUUGGCGAUCCAACUAAAUCGCGAGACAUUGUCGUUCAGCGAAGAAGCAAUAUCAUGCAUCGUGUAAACGAGACACAUCGUUUGUACGAUGCGUUACAAUAUCCAAUCAUUUAUUGGCAAGGGCAAGACGGAUACGACAUCACGUUGAAGAUGGUCGAUCCAAUUACAAGCGUAUCAACGAAUAAAAAUCUAAGCGCAAUGAAUUACUAUGCGUAUCGUAUGAUGAUUCGUACACAUGAGGAGAAUGUCAUUCUGAAGUGCCGUCGGCUAUUCCAGCAAUUCGCUGUCGACAUGUAUGUCAAAGUCGAGACAGAACGUUUAGCGUUCAUCCGAUUCAAUCAGGCAAAGCUACGAUCUGAGGACUAUAUACACUUGCGUGAUGCUAUUCAUUCAGAUGGUGAUGUUCAGAGUAUUGGACGUCUGACGAUUCUCCCAUCAUCUUAUAUCGGAAGCCCACGCCACAUGCACGAAUACGCUCAAGACGCUAUGACGUACGUGCGAAAUUAUGGAACUCCCGAUUUAUUUAUUACGUUCACUUGCAAUCCGAAGUGGACGGAAAUUGAACGUGAGUUGGAACCGGGCCAAAAACCGCAAGAUCGCCAUGACAUAAUAGCCAGAGUAUUUCAGCAAAAACUCAAGGAACAAUUGAGACGUAUCAAGAGGAACCAAGAAAGGGAGAGACUGGCUGGAAAUGUAUCAGUACCUGGUUCAUCUAUCAGUGAUAGUAUGAACAUGUCGACCAUGUCUGACCUAGGGUCCAAAUCACCUGGCCUGAUCCCAUUGGGUCAGAUCAAACAGGAACCGGAUCUUCACACACCAUCUAGACGACGGGCCAAAUUGAAGCCCGAUUUGAAAUUAAAGUGCGGAGCGUGCGGUCAAGUUGGUCACAUGCGUACAAACAAGGCGUGUCCGUUAUACACAGGGGGCGGGGCGGUGACCCCCGAACAUGAUGAACCAGCCCCCGAACCUGACGACCUUGACCUUGGAUAUGUGGAUGGAACCAAGCUCACACUACCUUCUAAAUUUGUUAAGCAAUCUUCGGAGGAGCUUCGUCGUCGUAGCGGCAGUCGUCGCGAGGUCCGAGCUGCUGGGCGAACCAAGAGACGCGGCACUGCCAGUGAUUCUUGUGAUUAUCUCGUCAAAAGACCAGCGGAAAGACGCAGAACUGAUCCACUAGUGACUCUCUCGUCCCUAUUAGAAGACGUAUUGAACACUAUGAGACACCUCCCCGAUGUACAACCCUUCCUGUUCCCAGUCAAUCCGAAGCUGGUAGCGGAUUACUAUCGUAUCGUAUCGCGGCCGAUGGAUCUACAGACUAUAAGGGACAAUUUGAGGCAAAAACACUAUCAAAGCCGCGAAGAAUUCUUGGCUGAUGUCAACCAGAUCGUAGAAAAUUCUACUCUUUACAAUGGUCCUACGAGCAGCUUGACGGUAGCAGCGCAGCGUAUGAUGCAACGCUGUUUCGAAAAACUGGCAGAGAAAGAGGAACAGUUUAUGAAACUGGAGAAACAAAUCAACCCGCUGCUAGAUGAUAACGACCAGGUGGCUUUAUCGUUUAUUUUUGAGAAUCUCUUAACAACGAAACUUAAAGUUAUGCCGGAAGCUUGGCCAUUCCUGAAACCAGUUAACAAGAAACAGGUCAAAGAUUACUAUAAUGUUAUUAAAAAACCAAUCGACAUGGAGACGAUAGGAAAGAAAAUACAAGCUCAUAAGUACCACAGUCGGGAGGAAUUUCUUCGGGAUAUACAGUUGUUGGUGGAUAACUGUCGUGCUUACAACGGACUUAACUCACAGUUCACGAGACAGGCCGAGGCCGUACUCAAAGUAACCCAAGAAGCCCUAGAACAGUUCGAUGAGCACGUGAGUCAGCUGGAGGCGAAUAUAGCACGCGUUCAGCAAAAGAUGUUAGAGGAUGCUGAGCAGUCUGAGUUAGAAGAUGACCCGCCGCCGCCCAGCGACGAGAAAAGAGGCCGCGGAAGACCGAAGAAACACAAACCAAGCACAUCAACAUCGAUGGCAGAUGAUGCCACACAGAGGAAACGUAGUCGUGUCAAGAAGGACCAAAAUAGUCUGGUUGAUGAUUUACAAUAUUCUGACAGUGGAAGUUCAGGUCUAGAGGAAGUCGAACAAAAAGAUGCAGCUGAAGCUAUGGUACAAUUAUCUGUUCGACCUGAUGACGACAUUCCUGAUUCGAGCUUCGAUACUUCUGAGUUCCUCAUCAAGCGCGAGGUUCCAGACGAGCCGCACGAGCUGGUCGACCUGGACAGUCACAGCACUGACUAUACUUACCCUGCCGUUGUAAAGGAGGAACCAAUCGAGCCGGACAUGAACAUGGAUCCGCCAAUGAUGGACGCGCUCCCUGAACACACGCAGUUUAAAGAAGAGCCGCUUGAGAACUGGCAGCCGGACCCUGUAAUUCAGGAUGACCUAAGAGUAACGGACAGCGAAGAAGAAGCAGAAGAUGGACUUUGGUUUUAGAUUUAUAUUUUUUUAUUUACAUAGAUUAAAAUGUAAGAAUAAUAAUGUUUGUUACAUAAGCUAAAUAAAUGAAUUUAUUAUGGAA
Messenger RNA from Danaus plexippus (monarch butterfly), 3376 nucleotides. RefSeq lists its product as uncharacterized. Bases 1 to 3291 code for a protein of 1096 amino acids. NCBI's taxonomy places the organism in Eukaryota, Metazoa, Arthropoda, Insecta, Lepidoptera, Nymphalidae. Gene Ontology annotation, biological process: transcription by RNA polymerase II; RNA polymerase II preinitiation complex assembly. The transcript has 17 exons. Gene Ontology annotation, cellular component: transcription factor TFIID complex. Gene Ontology annotation, molecular function: histone acetyltransferase activity; RNA polymerase II general transcription initiation factor activity; RNA polymerase II general transcription initiation factor binding. The record is from RefSeq and is a predicted model, not a curated record.